AUGGCCCGUGGACACCAGAAAUUACAAUCGCAAGCUAAGACACAGGAAAAGGCAGCAAAGGCAAAAAAGGCACAAGGACACAACGCUAAUGAACAAAAAAAGGCAGCUCAAAAAGCUCUUGUGCACAUCUGUACAGUGUGCAAGGCUCAAAUGCCCGAUCCCAAGACCUACAAACAGCACUUCGAAAACAAGCACCCAAAGUCAGAACUACCGGCCGAUCUCAAAGAUGUUUAGCUCAUUCAUUAAAAAACUUUUUUUUUACAUUUUCUUUCAUUAUAGAAACAAAAUAAUCAUACUUAAAUAAUUUCUACAAUGUACUUCAUAGGUGUGUAUUCCUCACAGGUUCUCACGCCUUUUUUAUAUUCCUUAUAAUCACUCCCCUUACAGUUCACACAUCGUAACCUGCUCCCUAAAUUACAUUUAUUGCUAGAAAUAUAAUAGAUACAGCAAUUUUGUAAAGAAAAUGAAGAAAAAACCGUGAGAAUUAAAAAAAAAAUUAUUUUUAAAUUGAGUUUAGUUUAAUUUAAAAUCAGAGAUAUAAGAAUUAUGCAUACAUGUUAAGCAUUAAGUUCACUUAUUUAUAAGGGGGUUUCUCAUGAAAAUAUUCUUAUCUAUACACUCUCUAUAAUAUAUCCCAUUCAGUAGAUAACAAUAUCCUACCCAUAGCGAUGUGGGUAGCAAGAAAUCUGUUCUCUAACUUCCAAUGAUUUGUCACAUCCCCGAAACGUGCUUUCAAUCCAGUGUAUACUUAUUGGAAUCCCGCGGUACACAUGGAACGACUAGGUAAGAAGUUUUAUUAUAUCCAGUGUGUCUCAGAGCACUCUCGUCAUGAAAACCAAUAAAACUUUCUUGGUGAUUUCUUUAAACUGAAAUAAAUUAUAAAAAAUAUUA
This is a messenger RNA of Lutzomyia longipalpis, 891 nucleotides long. RefSeq names its product zinc finger protein 706-like. The coding region runs from base 1 to 234 and encodes 77 amino acids. NCBI's taxonomy places the organism in Eukaryota, Metazoa, Arthropoda, Insecta, Diptera, Psychodidae. The record is from RefSeq and is a predicted model, not a curated record. The transcript has a single exon.